AUGUCUGCUUACUCUCGCCUAUCCUCUGCUGCGGAUGGUUGGGUAGGUACAUGGAGGGAUAUAGAAAAUUGGGUUGAUCAGGCUGGCGAAGUUGAAUCACUCUCUUCCAUACUCGCGCAGACGAUCCUCGCCCCCCCAUCCGCCCCCACAGAGGAGAGAACUGAAAGCAUGGAGGGCCCGGUAUCCUCGAUCGAUUGUGAUUACCGCAGCCUUUCGCGGGUUGCAACCGCGCCUGCGCAUUCCACGCGCCUCAUGGGCACUGGAUCGCAGAAUUUGUGCUAUGCCAGUCCUUUCCCCUAUGCUCAGCCAUCCUACGACGCUGGUAGCACGCUUCCCAUGGGAAGCGAAGGGGCCGGCGUGCCAGAUGUGUUGCCCGACAUACGAAACGCGCUAUUGCAAAAUUAUCGCAACGUCCCCCAAUACCCUCAGCAUUGGGACUCAUAUUCAAGCGAUCCUUUUGGCGGAAAUGCACAGCAGCUGCGCAGCUAUAAUAAUAUGCCUGAUGUAGGGCCACAACAUCCGAAUGACGAAAACUAUUACAGAGGUCAACAUGAAAGUCUAGGUUCCUCCAUCCCUCACCAUCUCGGCGCCAGGCAUAUGUCACCUCUAUCAAUGCUUCCCCGUGUGCCCGUCGCAUAUAACGAAGCCUAUCGUUACCGCCUCGUCCCCCUCGAAGCUAUCACAGUAUGUAUCGCACCCAGUAUGGACGUCUUCUGCGUGCUCGACACAGACUUCGUACUUUACCCCCCUGAAUGGCAUGUCCAAGUUCCGCCCCAAGAAGAUCCGCAUUUCGCGCUGCCUGUUCCCAUGUCCUAUGCCGACAGCGUCGUACUUCCCGAGAUGAAACAGCCCUCGAUAGCCAAUCACGUAUGCAUGCCGCAAGCGGAAGCCACGCCGUGCGCUGACACAAAUCUCCUAUACCAAGAUACUUGGGAAGCCUUGCCUUACCAGUUCCAUGACAUGGAGAUCGCGGCAUUCGAGACGACAGGAAUGUUGACCCAGGCAUGCAGUGAUCUCACUUCCCUGAGAGUGGAAGAAACAGCACCAUGCAUUGACAGUAGCUCUAUAUACCAAGACACAAGGGAUCUACUCCCUCGUGAACCCAACAGUAUAGAGACCGCGGCGCUCGAGACAACGGAAAUAUUGAAUCAGGCGUGCAGCAACUUCUCUGCUCUCGAUCUGGGAUCCGCAGCGGGCGCGAACACAGUCCCACAAGAUCUGCCUGUCCUGGAGGCUUUCCCCGAGGGCGACAUGGAAAGGUCGCCAGGCGCGACGACGAAAAUCUGCCUGUGGGACUCUUGCGGCGCACAUCUGACCAGUCCUUCUGUGGCAAGUGUCCGUAAACAUUUUACCGAGUACCACGCUACGGUCUGCAGUACAGGCGGCGGGGGUGGCGAUGCGCUCGUAGUGUGCCGGUGGGAGCAGUGCAGGACGGAGAUGAAGCGGGCGAACUAUGUCAAGCACGUGUGUGGCGUGCACUUGCGCUUGAUGGAGGUGGUGUGUGAGUGCUGUGGGAGCACCCUCAUCCGCCCGGAUGCACUCCGCCGGCACCAGGAGAAAGCAUGCACGCCGGGCUCUGCUGUGCGCAGACGAAUUGCGAAGAAUUGA
Molecule: messenger RNA, 1608 nt
Organism: Fibroporia radiculosa
Lineage: Eukaryota; Fungi; Basidiomycota; Agaricomycetes; Polyporales; Fibroporiaceae
Exons: 6
Coding region: 1-1608 (535 amino acids)
Source: RefSeq, a predicted model, not a curated record